Molecule: messenger RNA, 2571 nt
Organism: Daphnia carinata
Lineage: Eukaryota; Metazoa; Arthropoda; Branchiopoda; Diplostraca; Daphniidae
Product: cubilin-like
Exons: 9
Coding region: 43-2358 (771 amino acids)
Molecular function (GO): serine-type endopeptidase activity
Source: RefSeq, a predicted model, not a curated record
AAGACUUCACAGUCCUGACCCAACAGUGUACCUGUACGAACAAUGUAUUUGUACUCUCAGCAGCAGUUAUAUUUGUGGAUUGCCUUCAUCCUACCACAUAGUCUUACAGGGUUCCAAUCUGUUAAAGGUGGACACCCUAUCUUUGACGUAAAAUGGAGCUACGACAUAAAUAACACGGCAAAAUAUGUUGGAGUAGGUCAGACGUUCACCUCGCUUACGCCAGAACUGCACAUGAAAUGGCAUCACCCCUUGCGCACUGCAUCGUUUCGACCUGACCAACGUAAAACUUAUCCUUCAAGAAAUAUUAAAAAAUUCGACUUUAAUCUGCCUAAAUCCAACGAGCCAACAAACCAAAAUUCCCUGCAGCCUCGUCUAUCGAACUUCAACUCGCGGCCACAAGUUUUGUGUAAUGCGGUCGUCCAAAACCAAUUGUUUUCUUUGAAGAGCCCCUUGUAUCCGCAGCAUUAUCCUGAAAAUAUCCGCUGCUUAUAUGUCUUCAAGAAGACAUACAAUGUUUGCUCAUUAGAAUUUGAAAUUCGUGAUUUUUACUUGGAGCCAACGGUCGAUUGCUCCAAGGAUUGGCUUCGCAUCGGUGACCGGAGAUAUUGCGGUUUUCACCGCCCUCGCAAAUUGCUCGUCGCAGCAAACAAGUUCCAGGGCCAAGAUGUUACAAUCGAGUUUCGCUCAGACUCCGCUCAUCAAUUUCGUGGCUUUUACAUCAUUGGAAGGCAAAUUCCUUGUCCACUGAACUCCUUUUAUAACCCUGGUUCUUUGAAGACGUCUGAGCAGCGCCCAUUUCGACCCCACGUAUCUUUCACGGUACCUUUUCCGGUUCCUUACGCUCCACGGCCAAGUUUCACCGCUUCACCUCCUUCUGGCUUAGUUAUUAAAUAUCCUAGAAUAAACCCCGCUCCUUCUCCAAUAUCACCGCAACAUAAAAUUCUUUCAAAGUACCCUACACCCAGACCUUAUCCUCCAUAUUUCCCACCAACGUAUACAUCUGAAUCGCCUAUAACCCACCCGACUCCAACGCAAACACCUCCUCCAUUGACCACACCAUCUUUCACGUAUUGCGACGCGACGUUCAACACCCCGGAAGGGCAGUUUCAAUCAGUGAACUACCCACAAAACUACGGACCCAACCUUUCUUGUGAGAUCAGGUUCUUCCCCGCGAACGAUAGCUUCUGCGUGCUUGAAUUAUAUUUUCAGGAUUUCCUGUUAGAGCAGAGCAAAGGAUGUUCGAAAGACGCUCUAAUCAUUGGUGGCAACCGAUAUUGUAGUUCUUCCUUGAUCGAUCAGAGAUUAAGGAUUUCUUUUGUUUCACAAUCGUCCAUCAGUCUGCAGUUUGUUACGGAUGCGACGGGAAGCGAAAGAGGUUUUAAAUUUCGUUUUCGAAUGCUACCCUGUGAAGGUUUUUCGACCACAAAUUCACCGAACACAACACCACCCGGUGUUACUUGCGAUCGCGUGUUUAGCGACCGAGAGAACACCAUCACAAGCGUCAACUAUCCAUUGCCUUACUUGAAAAAUCUCGAUUGCAUCUACACGAUUGAAAAAUGGUCACUGAUUGUUGAUGAAUUGGAAAUUUACUUUGCUGCCUUUGAUUUGCAAAACGGGACAGACUGCGUCUACGAUUACCUGGAAAUCGAUGGAAGAAGAUACUGUGGUGAUCAGACAGGUUUACGGCUUCGAGUGCCAUUUCCAAGCGACAACCCAUUCGAGAUUCUCUUCCAUUCGGAUGGAUCCGUUCAACAGACAGGCUUCAACAUCAGCAUAUUACAGCUGGAUCGACAGGUUACUUCUCCACGUCCUCCCACUACACCUCCACCAGUUUCUGUCUGUCGUACUGAAACUUAUAGUGAAUCCAGCUUCCUCAUAAUUUCUCCGCAAUUUCCUCAGCGUUAUGAUCCUGGCCAGGACUGCAGUUACAGUGUCAUCCGAAGAUCAAAGGAUGUUUGUGAAUUGCAGCUGAAGUUCGUCUUCUUCUAUUUACCUGAAGCAGUUGAUACCGAAUGCCGAGAGGACUAUUUAGAAAUAAACAACAUUCGGUACUGUGGAGUCCUAUCGGGUCAAACAAGAAACGUUCCUUUCGAUAGCUUCCAUGUUGACAUUCGAUUUCAUUCCGGUUGGAUCGACAACGAGGCUGAAGGGUUUUCUAUUCACGUUGUACAGCUUACUGACUGCACUGUGCCUCCACAAGAAACGAAUCCGCUUCCGCCCAGAAUUGAAGAAUCGCUCUGUGAAACAUCGUUUUUGCCUGAACAAGGGACCAAUACAACCGAGGUCCAAUCAAGAAAUAAUGGCGGAUGUAUGUACGUUAGAAAUGAGGAACCAGCCAAGAAUUACGCAAAUUUAUAGUUUUUUUAAAUUUUAAUUCCUCAUUCAAAUAUGUUGAAAAAUGUAUUCGCCAAUCAGCAGUUGCUCGUUAUUGCCAAACUGCUUGUAGCAUCAUUCUUACCAAAUUUCUUAUUCUUGCUUCCAGAGCAUAAAAAAACGUAAGAAAGUAACAGAAAAUCGUCAAAAGGGAUGUAGGCGUUCACAAAAUAACCUUCACCUUUUUUACGAAGUGAA